UGCCACUCCAAAACCGGCGCUUCCUCAUUUCUCAUCGUUCAGUCCCAGCUCCAUCUCCAAGCAAGCGCAUCUUAGCAGGCUCUCCCCUAAAAUGCGCCAUGGGUGACUAACAUCAGCUUCUCUUGUGCAAUCUCCGCUUCUCAAUUUCAAGAAUCAUGGCAGGUUGGAUCUCAUCCAAACUCAAAGUCGCUGAAACCCUCCUCCAGCAGAUCGAUCAGCAAGCGGCGGAAUCCCUUCGAAAAAAUGAGAGGCCUCGAUCCGACGAUGUGCCGGUCGGUGAAACCCUAGCAAGGACCGAAUCGAUCCCAUUGAAGGAUCAACUUAAGAAGAAAGCGCCGGAUCGGAACCGUCCGCAUCGAGAUCUGAGGAGAGGUUAUGAUCCAGAGAGGCAUCGGAAGAAACUUGAUGCGGUCGAGAAACCCAAUUCGAGUUCGGUUGAGAAACCCAACUCGAAAAUUAGUCCGGCUGCUGCUGUGGCCGACAGUGACUGGACUGAACUCCUUGGAUCGCCGGAUCCAAUCACACCCGUCGAUCACCAGAAUGGGGUGCCUGGGCCCGGCCUACGGAGGGAUCAGAAGAAGCUUGGCAUUGGGGUUUCGAGCGCACCGUUGGAGGGAAGGAGGAGUCUUUUGAAAGUCGGAAGGAGAUCAGAUGUCACGUCGGACAACAAGGUGGGUUUCGAGGCUUCUGAUGGGGAUAGAAGAUGGAGCAAUGAAGAAGUGGGCUUGUCUGGAAGUUCUGAUUUUUCUGAUUCGAUUCAGAGAAAACCUGUUUGGGAAUCUCGAGUGUUAGAGAGUAAUGUUGUGAUGGAGCCGAAAGAGGAUGGGAAUGGAGAUGUGGUGAUCCCGGCGACUUUGGAAAAUGGGCUGCAAUCUCAUUCAGAAAAUUUCAGUGCUGGAGAGGAUGGUUUUGUGUCAGUGUCAGUGUCAGGUGCAGCUGAUGAGAUUGAUGAUUUGAAGAGAGAAGUGCAUGGCAAUAGUAUUGGCCAGAGAGAUGGGCCAGAUGUAGCUGUGGGCCAUUCCAUUCCUGAUGACUUGCCAAGGAGUUUUUCAGGAAGUGACGAACGGUCAGAUUCGGAUACAGAUUCAAGUUUGACGUCUGAUUCAGAAGAUGAGAAGGAGGAAAGGAGAAAGAGACAGGAACAAAUUUUGGCUGAGGAAGUGGCUGCUAAAGCAAUUGAGGCCAUAAAAGAGCGGGAGAACAUGGUCGCAAGGUUGGAGGGAGAGAAGCAGAGCCUGGAGAAGAUGCUCGAUGAACGAGAAAAGCAACAAGCACAAGAGGCUUCAGAAUUGCAGAUGAGCAUGACGGAAAUAAUGGAAGCUGUUGAGUUAGAGAAGCAGAAACAUAAUAGCACCAGAAUGGAAGCCCUUGCUUGCUUGGCUAAACUUGAGACUACAAAUGCUGAGCUUGCGAGAUCCCUUGCAACAACACAACGGAGCCUUGAAGUAGAGGUUGAUCGGGUUGCUGAACUCAGGCGGCAAAUUGAUUUGAAGGAGUUGGCUAAUGAAGAACUCAGAAGGAGAAUGUCCAAUAUUCAUGAGAGCACAUCAUCUCCAAGCCAUACGAGAGCUUCAAAAGGAGUUGAAUUUGAACUAGAGAUACUCGAGGCAGAGUACUCUGUCAUAUGUGAUAAAAUUGGGCAAUUGAAAGAGAAGAUCCAGGCAAAGAAGCUAGAAGAAAACACUGAGAUGAUAAGGAAAGAGAUAGAGGAUCCAACUGAAGUAGAAGUUGAACUAAAGAAAAGGCUCGCGCAGCUAACUGACCAUUUGAUACAGAAACAAGCACAGGUCGAGGCCCUCACUUCAGAGAAAGCGAUGCUACUGUUUAGACUAGAGACUGUCUCCAGAUUGCUCGAAGAAAGCAAGUCGUCAUCGCAGCUGGUUGAUUGGGUGGGCCCAUCAGCAAGGGACGAUAUAGAAGCUGGGAAGUGGGAACCGUCUGAUCUGAAUCUGAGACCACUGCUCAGGGACAGAAUCCGAUCUGGGGGGCAGCACUUGGGGUCGAUCCUUCGACAGUUGGAUGCACUCUUUUCUGCGGGUGUUGUGUUCCUGAGGAGGAACCCUGCCGCCCAAAUGUGGGCACUGAUUUAUCUUGUAUGCCUUCAUUUGUGGGUCAUGUAUAUUCUCGUGUCGCAUUCCCAAGUGUCGGAUGAGGUGGGCUCCGGCGCCGUCAUUUCAUUAGAGAGCAUCAAUAAGACAUCAGGCAUGUGAUUCAUGAAUUACAUUAAUUUCUUUCAAUUGUUUUGGCAUGUCUACGGAGAUAACUUCGGCUGGAUUCUUGUCAAGAGCUAGAAAACAAGCCGAAAAAUGUAAAUUAUGAGAGAAGAUUUAUAUUGUAUAUUGAUCAGCGAGAGAUGUGAAUGGAGAA
Magnolia sinica is the source of this 2367-nucleotide messenger RNA. RefSeq names its product golgin candidate 2. The record is from RefSeq and is a predicted model, not a curated record. Gene Ontology annotation, cellular component: Golgi membrane; Golgi cisterna. The coding region runs from base 156 to 2210 and encodes 684 amino acids. Lineage: Eukaryota; Viridiplantae; Streptophyta; Magnoliopsida; Magnoliales; Magnoliaceae. The transcript has 10 exons. Gene Ontology annotation, biological process: Golgi organization; retrograde transport, vesicle recycling within Golgi.